This is a messenger RNA of Paecilomyces variotii, 654 nucleotides long. RefSeq names its product 60S ribosomal protein L10a. The record is from RefSeq and is a predicted model, not a curated record. Bases 1 to 654 code for a protein of 217 amino acids. Gene Ontology annotation, molecular function: RNA binding; structural constituent of ribosome. Gene Ontology annotation, biological process: translation. NCBI's taxonomy places the organism in Eukaryota, Fungi, Ascomycota, Eurotiomycetes, Eurotiales, Thermoascaceae. The transcript is spliced from 4 exons. Gene Ontology annotation, cellular component: large ribosomal subunit.
AUGUCUAAGAUCACAGUCGCCGGAGUGCGCCAGAAUGUCCAGCAGCUGCUGGACUACUCUCUCAAUGAGAAGAAGAGGAACUUCCUCGAGACCGUCGAGCUCCAGAUCGGUCUGAAGAACUAUGACCCCCAGCGUGACAAGCGUUUCUCGGGUACCAUCAAGCUGCCCAGCGUUCCCCGUCCCGGAAUGACCAUCUGUAUCCUUGGUGACCAGCACGACAUUGACCGUGCCAAGCACCUUGGUGUUGAUGCCAUGUCCACCGAGGAUCUGAAGAAGCUGAACAAGAACAAGAAGCUUAUCAAGAAGCUCGCUCGCAAGUACGAUGCUUUCUUGGCUUCCGACUCUCUGAUCAAGCAGAUCCCCCGUCUUCUGGGUCCUGGUCUGUCCAAGGCCGGUAAAUUCCCCACCCCUAUCUCCCACGCUGAGGACAUGGGCAACAAGAUCACCGAGGUCAAGUCCACCAUCAAGUUCCAGCUGAAGAAGGUUCUGUGCCUGGGUGUUGCCGUCGGUAACGUUGGCAUGACCGAGGAGGAGCUCAUCUCCAACGUCAUGAUGUCCAUCAACUACCUCGUCUCCCUUCUGAAGAAGGGCUGGCAGAACGUUGGCAGUCUUGUCAUCAAGGCUACCAUGUCUCCUCCCAAGAGACUCUACUAG